Mustela lutreola (European mink) is the source of this 3353-nucleotide messenger RNA. It is a transcript of the gene RBBP8NL, whose product is annotated as RBBP8 N-terminal like. Lineage: Eukaryota; Metazoa; Chordata; Mammalia; Carnivora; Mustelidae. The record is from RefSeq and is a predicted model, not a curated record. Gene Ontology annotation, biological process: DNA double-strand break processing involved in repair via single-strand annealing; double-strand break repair via homologous recombination. Bases 227 to 2176 code for a protein of 649 amino acids. The transcript is spliced from 14 exons. Gene Ontology annotation, cellular component: site of double-strand break. Gene Ontology annotation, molecular function: double-strand/single-strand DNA junction binding; single-stranded DNA binding; double-stranded DNA binding.
ACCAAAAACCCGUCAAGCGGGUUUGGCCAAAAUAUUGUGUCUUGUUGCCCGUGCAAGUUCACGCACUGCUCACUUCUGUCUCCCUCGGGUGGGGAGCGCUCGGCUCCCGAGGUCGCAGAGGUCGCUGCCGCGGGGGGCCAUGCUGGGAACAGAGGGGUGGUAGAGGCCCGGAGCUCGUCACUGUACCCUGAGCACGGAGGGGUCUGGGCCAGAGCCGUGGAGAGCCAUGGAGAGCUUCACAGAGUCACUAAACAGGCUCAAAGAGGUCCACGAGAACGAGGUCCGAGGUCUGCAGAAUAAGCUUCUGGAGCUGGACUCGGAGAGAUGCCGGGACGCGCAGCGGGUGGAGGAGCUCUGCGCCAAGAACCACCAGCUCCGGGAGCAGCAGAAGGCGCUGAAGGAGAACGUGCGAGUGCUGGAGAACAGGCUGCGGGCUGGCCUGUGUGACCGCUGCAUGGUCACCCAGGAGCUGGCCAGGAAAAAGCAGCAGGAGUUCGAGAACUCCCUCCUCCAGAGCCUGCAGCACGUCUUCAUCCUCACCAACGAGUUGAAUCGGCUGCAGGGGGAGAACGAGGCGUUGAAGGAGGAGGUGAAGCGGCUUCAAGGCCCGCGGCUCAAGCCCCAAUGCAGGGAGGGUGCCUCAGACCCCCCCUCACCCCUACUACUCCCCUCCCCGGGCGCUCGGAAGGCCAUCAAGGAGAAGACGCUGGAAGGUCACGAGGAGGCCCAGGAUGACCAUCCAGAAAAGUCUACAGGGUACAGGACAUCUCCAGUAGCCAAAAUCUCCCCGAGUGCCAACCUGCCUGAGACUCGGGCCCCGGACGUGAGCCCCCAGCGAAUCUCCAACCAGCUUCACGGGACCAUCGCUGUGGUGCGGCCCGGCUCCCAGGCCUGCUCCACGGACCAGGGCCCCACCAACGGGACCCCCCCGCUGCCACUGACCAGGAACAGCCCGCCCAGCCCACCCUAUGAGCACAGCCUCCCUCUAGACAGCUUUCUGCCGGCCUCCCGGGCCCCCGUCACGGCCCGUGAGUCCCUGAAGUGCUCCCUCCAGGCUGACCACCUCUUCCUCCUGAACCACCACCUGUCUCUGCACCUUCAGAGCCCACCCUGCAGCCCCCAAGCACCCCCCACAGUCCCCCGUGGCCCCCGCCCCCAGGGCCUGAAGGCUGGGGAGGUGGAGGCCUGGGAGGAGUCGACGGCGGGCCUGCUGGGGCUGCCUGGGGCCCUGGUGGAUGUGCGGGACCCUCGGCUGGAAGGGGCGCUGCACCUGCUCCUUUCCCAGCAGCUGCGGGCCCAGGGGUGGAGGGUCAGCGCCUGGCUGAGGGGCCCACCCACACCAGGGGGGACCCCACCCUCCCCACCAGUCAGCUCUGACUCGGAAGGCCCCCAGGGCGAGGCAGCCGGGGCAGCCCCCUCUGGAGGGGGACACACACAGCCCACAGGCCCAGGCAGCCCCAGGGGACAGGAAGCCACAGCCACAAGAGACCACGUCCCAGACAAGCCCCUGGACCUUUCAGAGCGGGGCCGGGGCCGGGAUGCCCCAAAGCCUCCCGACCGGCAGGGCUUCCCCAGCCCUCCAAGGGCCCACACUCCCAGCCCGGAACCAUCCCGGGGAGCGGAGCCCCCUGCCCAGUCUGGACCCUGGGAACUCAGCAACGGCACAAAGAGAGCCAGAGCUCCAGAGUCAGAAGAGCCCCCCACCCCUGCGGAUCCCUCCCAACCUCUAACAGGGCACCAGCGAAACACGCCCUCUCCAAGCGGGACAGGACUGGAGCUGAAAGGGAAGCCAAAACCUCCUCCCCACCCACACGGGCCUGAUGCUGAUGGUCCCCCUGGCAAGGAGCUCAGCAAGGCCGGAGUGCAGGCGCUGGAGGCAGACGACCUGGACGCGUCGGAGCCCUCGGACAAUGAGGUGGGCCUGAGCUCCGAGGUGGGGGCCGAGCCGAGCACGCCAGGGGAGGGGCCCAGGUGCUCCUACACCAAGGAGCGCGGGCAAGACCUGCCACAGAAGAGGAAACGGGCCUCGGGCCCAUGGUGCGAAGCCUCCAAGAAGCCGCCACCGGGGAGAAGGAACCCAGGGGAGCCCCCGGCAGCUCAUGAGGGGUCCGGGAGCCCAAGGCACCCUGAGGACAGCAGCCCCUCACCCAGCCACAGCAGCUGGGAGGAGACUUAGCGGGCUGCUCCCAGGGGCGCCAGAGCCUGCCCAGACGCGGCUCCCCACCUGACAUCCAGCCCAGCAGACGGCCCAGCACAGGGCAGGAGGGGACUGGUCCUGGCCCGUGGCCACAGGGGCUGGGAAGACCAAGAAGAGGUCUUUGGCUGGUUUUUUGAAUCCCUCCAUCUCUACCCUUCUAGGAAAUGACCAGCUGGUCCUGCUGCUCCCCCCACACCCUAGGAAGUAGGGUUCAGGGAGGAAGGGGUCACUCAGGCUCCAGCCCAGCCCAGCCCCCACCCCGGCUACUCAUAGGCCACCCUUCCUGGGCAGUGCCCCCACCUCUCACCAUCCCAGACUCCACUGGCAUCCCUGACUCCCAGGGCCCUGCUGCCCAGUCACCCCUUCCCUGACCCAGCAUGGAGCUUGAACGGUGGUCUCUGGCGCCCCCUCGUGGAGCCCCACAAACACGCUGGCUAGGGAGGGCGUGGGGCACCCGGGAUCACAGGUGUCGAAUGUUCCGCUGGCAGACUCAGGGCUCAGCUGGGUCUCCACCUGCCUUUGCAGGGGAUUUGCGAGGCUCUGGAACACAUCCAGGCCUGGGGAACAAAACCAGCGCCAUCUGCAGAGGGGUACCACUGGGGAGGGCUGCAGGGAACAGAACAGAAAAUGCACACCAGCCUGCAAAGGGUUCCCUCCUCACUGGCUGUUCCAGAGGCCCUGGUCCCACACCUGCCGUUGCAGGCCCCAGGGCGCCCAGCCAGGACUGCCCGGCAGGCACUCUGGGAUCUCCAGCUCCCUGCACCGGUCUCCCUUCAGGACGGUGUGUCUCAGAGCACCCUCUGCCAGAGGUUAAGCAGGUUCCCAGACCCACCGAAUCCAGGUCUUGGGGGCAAGCCUGCACAUGAAGUUUGAGAAAUUUGAGAACUGCCCGUUGCAAGGCAAAAGCAGGAGACCCGUCGCUGACUGGGCUGGGUGAGGCCUGGGGCAAACUGGGAGCACAGGCCGGACCUCCAGAGCACGGCUCUGCCCUGCUCACUGUGGCCUGCCGGCCGGCCCAAAGGCCACAAGGACUGAGUUUCCAAGAGGGAGGUGUAGGGGUGUGGAUGUGCACAUUUGUGUGUGUGUGCGAAACCUCCUGUUGUUCAAAGUGGCUUUGAUUUUCUCGAAAUCAAAUAAAAGCUGUGUGCUCCAUUCA